CUCCUCCUGCAGCUACUUGCCAGUCAGCCUCGACGACAGACAGCCAGCCGCUCGCCGUCCUGCUGCUGCGCGGAGCCUCGUCUUCUCCCUCCGAGUCUCGGCGUCGCUUCUGACCAUCCUGCGCGGAUCUCCACGGGCCGGCCAGCGAGUUCGGUCUUUCAUUUUCUGGGGGAGAAAUUCCGUCUCUGUGAGCUUUGUACUGCAACUGCCCUUCAAAGACAUAUGGAGAAAAUGGCCAGACCUCUUCCAAUAAACCCAACUUUCCUGCCGCCGACUCACGGCGUCCUGAAAUCUCUGCUGGAAAACCCACUGAAACUGCCUUUCCAUCACGAUGAAGGAUUCGGGAAAGACAAGGAGAAAGAGAAGAAGCUGGAAGAUGAAAGCAGUGCGGCCAACCACCCGCAGUCGGCCUUCCUUGGCCCGACCCUGUGGGACAAGACCCUGCCUUAUGACGGGGACAACUUUCAGCUGGAGUACAUGGACCUGGAGGAGUUCCUGUCAGAAAACGGCAUCCCCGCCAACACGGCCCAGAGCGACCAGGCCCCGCAGGCGCCGCAGCCGCCACAGACCCCUCUGCAGCAGGCCCCGCCGCCUGCCCCGCCCACGCCCUCCGUCGUGGACCUCAGCAGCCGCGCCACCACCUCUGUCCACACGGGCAUGGCGCCCCAGACCUGCCUCCACAGCCCCAGCACAGCAGCACUGCCCUCGGCCCGCGACACCCCCAGCCCCAUCGACCCGGAGACCAUUCAGGUGCCGGUGACCUACGAGCCCGACCCAGCGGACCUGGCCCUGUCCAGCGUGCCCGGCCAGGAGAUAUUCGACCCCAGGAAACGCAAGUUCUCCGCAGAGGAGCUGAAGCCGCAGCCCAUGAUCAAAAAGGCCCGCAAGGUCUUCAUCCCGGAGGAUCUGAAGGAUGAUAAGUACUGGGCCCGGCGCAGAAAGAACAACGUGGCGGCCAAGCGGUCACGGGACGCCCGGCGGCUCAAGGAGAACCAGAUCGCCAUCCGAGCCGGCUUCCUGGAGAAGGAGAACGCCGCCCUCCGCAUGGAGGUAGCAGACUUGAGGAAGGAGCUGGGCCGCUGCAAGAACAUUCUGGCCAAAUACGAGGCCCGACACGGGCCGCUGUGAGCCCCCGAGACCCUCCCCCACCACCCCCACCACCCUUAAAAACCCACCUCCACGGCCCCCCCUUCCUCCCUUCAGGCCCCCGACCUGACUCCCGCUCUGCUCCGCAAACCUCACCGCCCUCGAGUUUGAAGGACAAUGUGUCUCUUUUGGUGGCACUGACCCCCCCCCCAACCCCCAUCCCAACCACCCACCCCACCCUCUUCCUCCCCCUCCCCCACCGACACACACGCACUUGUAUGAUUCUGCUAUUAUAACUGUCAUUUUGACUUUUAUCAUAAGCUUUAGUUCCCUCUCUUACUUUCUGAACACAUUGUUUGACUAAAUAUAUAUACAUAGAUGGAUAUAUAUAUAUUUACACAUGCAUACUUCCCACGUUAAUGUACUGUGAGAAGUUAUGAGCCAACCCACCAGCCGACCCCACCCCCCUUCCUCCCCACUACCUUCCACUUUUGAGAAAGGUUGCCAUGCUGUUUGUCGCUCACUUUCAUACCGAUUUUAUACAUGAGAGCAGGACUGAAAACUGUUGUUCCUCCUCCUCUGUGACGUGUCCACGAGUCUUGUGUUUUUUAAGCUCUUGUAUAAGUCUCAGCUUUCUUCUAUUAGCGACACAGCUCCCCCCCCAUAGCUUGCUUCUCUUUUAGCAUCCGCAGUAUUCAAACUUUUUUCCUGUGCGAUCAUGGCGAAGAUUCCUUUCUUUCCUUUUGUUUUUUGUUUUUUCUUCUUCUUCAUCCCUUGGACUCUGAGCAAUAAUUCCACGAUAUUUACGCAGAAACAAGCAUCGGCCCUCGUGCAUCUCUCUCUCCGCCUCUGUCCGCCCUUCACCUCGGCUCCAUAAACUAAGCUAACCUUCGUUAACCUCUGCACUAAAGCGUGUCUCACAAUCUGAUCUGGUGCAAUGUUUCCACCCGCUCUAAAUUUCCUCCGCCUCAUAUUUAUCUACCUUUUUAUUUCUCAGAUGGAAGAUUGUUGUUUUAUAUAUAAAUAUAUAUAUAUAUAUAUAAAUAUAUUCUGUUGAUAUAAUUGUUAGUAUUAAUACUGCUCUUCUUGUUGUUUAGCUUCCUCCUUGUUUUCCGCAUGAUUUCUUUCACAGAACGAAAAUCGAUUUGCAGAUCCUCUCUCUCUCUCUCUCUGUUUUUUUUCUUUCGUUUCGGAAAGUCGUCGACGACUCUUUCCGCCUCUGUUGAACCUAGCAUGAUUAACGAGUGCUUUCAUUUUUAGAAAUGAACACAGACGUCUGUAGUGUCUUUUCUGUAGCUCUAUGUUUGCCUUCUUAUUCAAGAUGGCUGUAUGAAUGUAAAAGAUGUUGAGGUGUUGAGAAAAAACUAAACAAAAAAAAAGUUGGAUGGUGUUGUCCAAUACUGUGGUUAGCCCGAUCAAUUUGUUUACUGCAGACCAAACGAUUCACAACAGAGAUGAUAUAUUGGUUACAAGAGAUAUGUUUAUAUGAACCUAUUCUAUAAGUUGUUCUUUUUGUACAGUAUUUUUCCUAUACUUUACUGAAAUGUGUAUUUUAAAGGCACAACAGAUCCAGAAAAUUAUUAAAGAACGUACCUAUAUAAAACAAAUAUAGUGGUAUUUUGAUAUUCUAGGUAGGAUGUGGUAGUUUUACAGAGAUUUGUGCACAUUCAGCAGCACCCAAAACCUCCUGGGCAUUAUUGUAAUAUGAUCAUUACUAUAACACUCCUGCUUAUGUUGCUGCCACCUGUAGGCCCCCCAAUAUCAUUUUGAUCCCAUUUACUAAAAAAGAAGCAGAUGCUGAACGAUACAGUUCAGAAGAAAGAAUGUACGCAAAAUGAAACCGAAACCCACAUCCAGCGAGAAAACGCACGUCCAUUUCAGUCGCCGCGACCUCCCCCCCAAAGUCGUCCAUUAGCGAGUUCUUUCUGUCAUAUGUGAUUGUUAAAAAAUAUUUGCAGCUCUUCUGAUUUGAUGGGAUGAAGUUACUAUGAAGGGAGGGAAACCUAUGGCUGGUCACGAUUGUUGCUCUGUGUGAGUGAGUGAGUGAGUGCGUGUGAUGGGUUCCUUCAGCCAUUGCAGUUGUAGCGUGUCCCUGAACCUGAGUGAUGGACACUGGGAAGCUUUCCUUUUCUUUUUCUUCACUGAGGGCUUACAGUGGAUUCCCCGCCCCCGCAUGUUAGUUGUGAAGAAGUGCGAGCUUUCCAGACGGUCGGUCUGAGACCAGGAAAGGAUUGAUGUCUGUUUCUCAAGGCUGAUACCGACUUUCCUGAGCGUUUUGUACGGAGGUCCAGAAAUGCUAAAAUUAAAGCUGAAUCAUGUACGGGGCGGUGUUCAGUGUUUGGUCUGUGGAUGUGUUACAUGUGAUGUUACAAUUUCCUGCUUGUUGGCUUAGCUUAAUGCAAAAAAAAAGAUGGGAAACGACUUUUGCCCUGGGGGUAACAAUACCCAUCCACCGUUAAUUGGUUCAGACCGAGAAAUCCAUUUCCAUUUCCCUUUUUCCAGUAUUUCUGCUAAGCUAAGCUAAGCUAAGCUAACAGGCAUUUGACUGUAACUUCAUAUUUAAUACACACAUCUUGAAACAUCAUUUAAAAUGAUAAUUGUCCAAAUAUAAAAUGGGUUUUCUCAAUAGAAGUUUCAUUUUUUGCAGAUUUUUUUUACGCGGAUGAUGUGCUUGUUGUAGCUCAACCAUUUUUAAAAAAAAAAAAAAUUAGCUAAAUUCAAAUGAAAACUUUUUUCCAUUUCUCCAUUUAGAAAACCAGCCUAUUGAAACUGCUAAAUUGGCUUCACAAUUAUUUCUCAGAUAAAAAUAGUGAGUCAUUUUUUUAAUUUUUAUUUUUAUUUUUUUACUGGCAUGUCUGGGCUUCCGUAUUUUUGACGAUUGGAAUGUUUUUUCUAAACUCGAAUCAACAGGAUAUCCACCCAGCAAAACCAAACUCAUACAUUCCAGUCUCAGUCCCAGACUUGAUCCAACAUCACUGAUCUGAUCCAAAGCUGUGUGUGUGUGAUGAUAAAUGCUUCUUUUUUCUUUUCUUUUUUUCUUUUAAGAGGGUUCAGAGGUUGUGUUUUCCUCCGGCAUCUUAUCUGUAUAGACGCACUUGAGUGUGAACAGGGUUUGCAGUGAAGACUGGAACGAUGCGUCCCAAAUCUCUGGAGCAUCUUUUUAUUAGACCACAUAAAUCUAUAUAUUUACUGUAUGUGUAUAGGAAAAAGCCAAUAAUUAAUCCAUGCGUAUCCCAAAAUUACCUCACCGUCGAGUGAUUUCACUACCUCACCCGGAAAUGUUAACCAUAAUUUUGAGUCUAUUCCAGUGCCUUGAAUACACUGACUGUUCCCCAGUCUCUCAGCAAUGUAAAGUUUUCAUCAGCGCACCGCUUGGAUAGGUUCAGAUCUGCACUGAAGGGCUUAGUGCAUCAAAAUCUAUAUAUAUAUAUAUAUAUAUAUUAUAUACACUGACAGCUCUAUUCUUUUUUUUUUUUUUUCUUCUUUUGGACAUUGCAACAGACUUGUAACCAUUGUAUUCAUGGCAACACCAACAGACCGUUUCAGAGUGUGUACUAGUACAGCAUAAAGGAGUGUUUGCUCUUGUUUGUCACGGAGUGGAUGCAUCACAUUUAUUCGUGCUGUCCAGCCCUCAGCCUCUGUCUCUCUGUAAUUUGUAGUGUCAAAUAAAAAAAAAUCCCAAUUCUUA
Mugil cephalus (flathead mullet) is the source of this 4774-nucleotide messenger RNA. It is a transcript of the gene hlfa, whose product is annotated as HLF transcription factor, PAR bZIP family member a. NCBI's taxonomy places the organism in Eukaryota, Metazoa, Chordata, Actinopteri, Mugiliformes, Mugilidae. Bases 223 to 1128 code for a protein of 301 amino acids. Gene Ontology annotation, cellular component: nucleus. Gene Ontology annotation, molecular function: DNA-binding transcription factor activity, RNA polymerase II-specific; RNA polymerase II cis-regulatory region sequence-specific DNA binding. Gene Ontology annotation, biological process: regulation of transcription by RNA polymerase II. The record is from RefSeq and is a predicted model, not a curated record. The transcript is spliced from 4 exons.